GCUAACUCUGAAGCUCCGCCCACCAACUCGCUCAAAAAACACCCAUCUUUCCUCCUCUUUUAAAGUCAAUCAUCCAAGCCUUCCGGGAAUCUGAAAAAAAAAAAAAGAACUCGACGAAACGUGACCAUGUCAUCCGAAACGCAGCAACCCAAAACGCCUCACAACUUCUGGGGUGACAUGCCGGAGGAGGAGUACUAUGCGUCACAAGGAGUGACCAAUACCCAAUCAUACUUCGAGACGCCAGAUGGGAAGCUCUUCACUCAAGGUUUUCUCCCGUUGGAUAAAAAAGUCAAAGCCACGGUAUAUAUGACCCACGGCUAUGGAUCUGAUACUGGCUGGUUGUUCCAGAAGAUUUGCAUCAACUUUGCUAACUGGGGAUAUGCUGUUUUUGCUGCUGAUCUUCUUGGACACGGCAGAUCAGACGGUAUACGUUGCUACAUGGGUGACUUGGACAAGAUUUCUGCCACUUCCCUGUCAUUCUUCAAGCACGAGCGCUUCAGCGAACCAUACAAGGGCUUACCAGCCUUCUUAUUUGGUGAAUCAAUGGGUGGACUCGCAACAAUGCUAAUGUACUUCCAAUCAGAACCUAACAUGUGGACGGGCUUGAUUUUCUCGGCGCCACUUUUUGUCAUACCAGAACCGAUGAAACCAAGCAAGGUACACCUAUUCAUGUAUGGCCUGCUCUUUGGAAUGGCUGAUACCUGGGCAGCUAUGCCAGACAACAAAAUGGUAGGCAAAGCGAUCAAGGACCCAGAGAAACUCAAGAUCAUAGCAUCCAACCCUAGGAGAUACACAGGAAAGCCUAGGGUGGGAACCAUGAGGGAAAUUGCUAGGAUGUGCCAAUACAUACAGGACAAUUUCUCCAAGGUUACAGUGCCGUUCUUGACAGUCCACGGCACGGCUGAUGGGGUGACAUGCCCGACAUCAUCACAGUUGUUGUUUGAGAAAGCCUCUAGUAAGGACAAGAGCUUGAAGGUGUACGAGGGCAUGUACCAUUCUUUGAUACAAGGCGAGCCCGAUGAGAAUGCUAAUCUUGUUUUGAAGGAUAUGAGAGGGUGGAUUGACGAGAGGGUUGAGAGGUAUGGGUCCAAGAAAGGCGAUGACUGAAAUCACAUAGAAUAAAACUAUUGAUUAAUUCUGGAAAUGUAAAUGUGAAGUUCGGUCAUGAUCUCUUUGAUGGGCAAAACGAAUGCGAAUGUAAUUGAAUAAAAUGACAGUAAAACUUUAAAAGUUGUAUCUGAUCGUGACAUUGCAUGUGUCGUGUGAAUUUGGCUUCGGCGGUUGGUGAAA
This is a messenger RNA of Populus euphratica (Euphrates poplar), 1290 nucleotides long. RefSeq names its product caffeoylshikimate esterase-like. NCBI's taxonomy places the organism in Eukaryota, Viridiplantae, Streptophyta, Magnoliopsida, Malpighiales, Salicaceae. Bases 127 to 1107 code for a protein of 326 amino acids. The transcript is spliced from 2 exons. The record is from RefSeq and is a predicted model, not a curated record.